This is a messenger RNA of Brassica napus (rape), 1175 nucleotides long. RefSeq lists its product as uncharacterized. The record is from RefSeq and is a predicted model, not a curated record. NCBI's taxonomy places the organism in Eukaryota, Viridiplantae, Streptophyta, Magnoliopsida, Brassicales, Brassicaceae. The coding region runs from base 146 to 1072 and encodes 308 amino acids. The transcript is spliced from 2 exons.
AAGGAUCAGAUAAGACAAGAUGAUUAUCCACUAAUCACGCCAUACAACAUUGCAACAACCAUAAUCUGUUAUUGUCCAAAUCUCCAACAUGUUCCUUUGUCCAUUAGUUCUUGUCUGAUUGCUCUCUCCAGACGAACGAAGAAACAUGAGCCGGCUCCGAGCAUUUUCUUCGCCGGAUUUAGUUCCUUCUGAUUCUGGAUCUGUUACCUCCCCAACAAGAACCACAGAGCAUCAAUCUCAUGAAACUUCUGGUUUAGAAGGCAUCUCUACGAAUGUUAAGCUACUUCUCAAACUCGUUCAAGACCACAACGAAGCGAACACAAAGCAACGCGAUGAAUGGAAGGCACAGAGAGUCAACACAAUGAUGGCGAUUCUCGACGAUUUAAAGACACGGAUCCUGAAAGCUCAGCAACAAUCAUCAUCCUCAGGGAAAAAAGAGCUCAGAAGAUGCAACACAGAACUGAAACCUAGGCAAGAUCUCAACAGGAGUCCCACAAAGCCGCCUCUGAACGACCCCGACGAUGUUCAGAAGCUGAGAAAAGAGCUAAGCGCGAGCAUGGCUGCAAGAAAGAGUCUUCAGAUGAUGUGUUCCAGUUUAGGCAAGGAGAAAGAGAUAAUGGCUAUCGAGCUUUCGAGGAAAGCUUACGAGUUGACCGAGAUGGAGGAGCUUAUAAGCGACCUCAAGGCUCAGAACGAGAAGCUACUCAAGAAAGUGCAGAACUGCGCGGUGGAGCACAAGAAAGAAGAUGGUGAUGGAAAAGGAGGAGGAGGAGACAAAGACAUGCCUCUUCAGGGAAGAAACAAAGAGUUGUCUGAACAGCUUCUCAAGUCUAUUGAUGGAUACAGAUCUCUUAAAAGGAGAUACAAAGAAGUUCAAGAGGAAAAUGGAAUCAUGAGACAGGUUCUUAAGGAUUCAGCAGAAGAAGUGAAUGUUGGGGCUCAGAGACUAAUGGAACUGAAUGAGAAGGUCACAAGAGAAGAUGAAGUGGACCUUGAGAAGGAGAUUUCAGAACUAGAGAAGUUGUUUCAAGAGAUUGGGCUUAAAAUUUCUAACCAUUCCCAAAUAAAGUAAAUAAACAGAGAUUUUUUUAUAUCUGUAUCAAUAUUCAGAUUUAACAAGAAUCAUGAAACUAGUCUCUCCAUUUCAUAAGUUUAUUGGAAGUCUUAAUCCGUCA